Molecule: messenger RNA, 997 nt
Organism: Aethina tumida (small hive beetle)
Lineage: Eukaryota; Metazoa; Arthropoda; Insecta; Coleoptera; Nitidulidae
Exons: 1
Coding region: 247-912 (221 amino acids)
Source: RefSeq, a predicted model, not a curated record
UGGCGAGACAAAAUGUACUUUCACUAUUAAUCAAAACGCUUCUAUGAAUAGUAAAUCUGGACCAAAUUCGGAUGUUACAAAUACUUUUUGAUGAUAAAAUCUAUUAAUCUGAAGGUUUGUUGUAAAAAAAAUAAUAGUUCUUGAGUUAACUCCAUAAAAGCAACAAUGAUUUAAGAUAAAUGUCAAUCAAAAAAUCAAAGAAGUUUGGAUUUUUUAUGGUACAUCAAUCAGUGUCACUUUAUUGACAUGCAUAUGAAAGUAGCAUUUUAUUUAUCAUUGUGUGCCUGCUGGUGUACUAUAAAUUCACAAAAAUUCGAUACAAAAAACUGCCGAUUAGACAGAGGGUGUCGAUCCAAUGAAAGCGAAGAUGAAGAUGGAGCAACUUUCUAUCGUAAGACAAUUUUUGAGAAUCCCACCUAUCUCACGUUGAUUGUAAUAUUGGGUGUAUUCUUUACGUUGCUUCUCCUGGGAUUCUUAAAAGGAUUAUUAGGCCUAUUGAUUUCAAAGAAAAUAGGUAUGGCUGGCCUACAUAUGUUGAUCGACUUACCGAGGACAAUGUACGAAUAUCAGGAGUCAAAAUUGAAGCACCGAUGUAUUAUUUAUGACGUGGCAGGCUGGCCCGUCCAUCCAGACACUCAGGAAAGAAGUGUACGUGUUAUGACAAAGAAAAUGGAGUUUUGUUUGAAUUUGGUGUUCUUCCUGGUGUUUCCAAUGUCACAGAUGUUGAAUUUAUGCUCGAUGUGCUGCUGCAUUGAAACUGUUAAUGAGCACGACGAGGAAGGGAAGCUCUUGGAACAAGGAAACAUUUCGAUGGAUAUGUAUCACGAUGGAGAUCUGAAAGAAGACCUAGACACAAACUAUGUGAUUAACAUAUUAAAGACCAGUAAAUUAAGUUUAUGUCAAAAUCAUUAACUAUUAGAGCUUCUUCAUUAUAGUGAAGAAGUGCAAUUUUAUAAUCUAUAUGUAAAUAUACAACAAUAAAGUAUGUUAUAAAAUA